AAUAGCAUUACUAGCUUAAUGUGCGGUUUCUUGUCUCUAAUAUUGUCGAGUUAUGAAAAGAGCGAGAUUUUACAUUUCCACUAUUAGCCACCAUAAAAACAGCCCCAUCUGUUAGCAUAUUUGGGAAUACAAUUACGAAAGUUAACGGAUAGAUCUAAAAUUCUGAUGUUAGAUAUUUUCUGAAACCAAUCAUACUAUUGCUUUGACAGAUAUACCAACCACUUUACUUUAAAUGUGUUAUUAUUAACCAAAUACAAACCAUAUAAAAGAAGAUAAUAAAAUAAAAAUGGAUGGUAUCAUACAGAAACAUAAUUUUAUGAAAGUAAAAGAUUCAGACAUCGCCGAUGAGUUUAAUGAAACAUUACAGGAAUGGGUUGAUGAACAUGAAAACAAACUCAACACUAAAAUGGUACUUGAUUCCCUCAAAAUCGUGCAAAACCAAGUUUGUCAGGAUAGCUUUAGUCACGAAGAUUCGCCACCAGGGCAAAUGGCUACAUACGCUUUUGAACACGUCAUCUCUGCAAUUGGCGUAUUGGUGGACAACGAUAAAGCUAAAUACAUCAGUUUUUAUGAAGCUCUAUAUAACUUUUUCAUCAAACUUCUGUCGUGUGGCCCAGGUUCUAUACAUAUUAAAUUCAUCGGAGAAAUUAUUGAGGCUUUUCAAUUUCAAGACUAUGUUAAGAGUCUCCCUGCUGACAAAAUAAAACCUAUUAUAAGUGGUUUGAAACGUAAAUAUUCCACAGAGGACGGCACAGAAGACUAUCACGAUAGAGUAGACGGGAUGAUACGUCAGAUUAUAGACUAUUUAUUCAGUGAGGAACAGUUCAAAAAGUAUGAAACAGAAUUUGUGGAGUUAUAUGAAUAUUUUAAAGAAAAUACAGACAAUAAAGACCCUCAGAUGAAAUCAGUUUUGAGUGAAAAAGCUGAUAGUAUUGAAUAUGAAUUAGGUGGAAAUAUAUACAAGGCCUUGAACAAUCCAGAUGCCAUUAAUAAACAGUGGGACAAGCUGUUAAAAAUUGCCCUAGAGACAAAUUUCCCAAAAGAUGACGAAGAUUUGGAAAGAGUUACCAAGCCACUGUCUAGUAUUGUGGAUGCUUUAAAGGAAAAUGGUGUAACUGAAAUAACGUGUGGAAAGAUUAUGAAUUUUCUGAUUGAACUGUUUAAAAAAAAAGAAGCUGAAAAGAUUCAUCAGAUAGUUGACGAUAUUGGUUAUUUCUUUUAUCAUUUAGAUGAAGAUAAGCACCCCAUAAAGAAAAAUGAAAAACUCUUUACUCUGGUGGCUAACAAGUUGAUUGAAUUAUUAAAAGUCACUAAAAGCCAAGCUUAUUUAGAAGUGAAACUAGUAGAUGCUAUAAUAUCUGAAGUUUUAAUCAAAUCUAUGGGAAGCUCAAAAGAACAUGUUGCUAUAGCUAUAGAAAUAAUGUCUAUGUUGCUGAAAUACCCAAUAGAACAGUGUAUAAAUGCAGCUUUAGAAUUUAUUAGAGAAAAGGAAAAGAUACUAAAAUGGAAGGAACAUUUACCGAUGGCCCAAGCUAUCUUUAAAACUAUCAGUUUAGUCAACAUACCAGAUGAUGAUAGUGAAGUUGUCAGCCAGUAUGUGUCUUUUAUGGAAUAUUUUCUAGCCCAGCUAAAGAAAUCUAAAGUUCUAGCUGACUUAAAUGAUGCUCUGAUUAAUUUUGCCAUGGGUGUUCUGGUACAAAGAAAUGAAAAGCUGUUCGAACUGGGCAGUGAAGCUUCAAGCUGGGGAACUUUUGAUGUGAAGAAAAACAAGAGUUUACUAUUCGAGGUAUUACAGAAUCUUGCAAAAUUAUUUCAAGAUGAAGAGUUCCCAUGGAACACCAAUUAUAGUGACCAAGUAGCAAAUAAUUUUGUUUCAAGUUGUAUGACCGCCCUUGAGAAGAAUGGUAAAACUUUAACCAGCAAUGAACGUGGUAUUUUAAUAGAGCUAGUAUUAAGUAUAAUUGAUAAAGAUUUUAUAGAUGAAGAUACGGGAGAAGUUGGCUCUGUCUACUUUUGCACUUUCUGUAGUGUAUAUCAGAUAAUUGAAUUGCUUGAUGCGGGUAAAGAAAUAGAUCGGGUGGAACCUUUUAUCCCCCAUCUAUUUAAUCUAUUAGAUCAUGAUAAUGAGGAUGUUGUUACUACUGCUUCUAACUGUAUCCGUAUUAUCACCUCCAAGUCCGCCAAAGUACUUGCUCCAGUAUUAGAUAAACUAAUACUCCUACUCUUGAAAGCUGAAAGUUUCGAUUUAAUGUCUGCCGUUAAUGAUAUUUAUGAAUAUAACCAAGAACCAGUGAAGAAACGUUUCCAGGAUCUGUUUAAAUUAAGUGUUUCUGGUGACGAAUCUGUUACUAGUAUAUUUUAUAUGUUUCUAUCUAAAGUCGCCAAAAAUCAACCAGAGUUGUUCACCGAUAGUAAUAUAAAAACAUUAAUACAGUACAGUUCGGAGAAGAGUCCCAAUGAAGCAUGUAUAGUAUCUACUCUAGACGAAAUUGCCAAACGCCUCCCCGAAAAAUUAGUAAAGUAUACAGACGCUAUUAUUAAAUUAGAUGGGGUUGUCCAGUAUAGUACAUAUUAUGUAUAUAAUAUAUUAAAGUGGAUUGCAAUUAAAAAUGAGAAAAAUGCAGAGCUAAUUAUGAAACACCUUGCUAAAAGACUAGAAGGACCCGAGGACGCAUUGGUUACCUAUGCCGCUCUUGAUGCGGUGAAACAUAUAGGCGGUAAACAUAAAGCUAUCGUAGAGAAAUAUCGUGGUACUAUAGAACGUCUGAAGGCGAGCUCGGUGAAUCAAACAACGAAAGACCUAUGUACAGGUGUUAUUGACAUGUUAGAAGGUAGAAGUUUGGAGGUUUUAGCCGACGAUAUUGGGCAAACACAAGGCGAUGUAAUCAAUCUCGAUGGUAGAGUAACAACUAAUGAGAAUGAUAUCAACUUUGUAAAGGAAGAUGUCGGCAGAAAUAAAGAGGAUAUAAAGAACGUUAAGAUAAGAGUUAAUGAGCAAGGCCAACAAAUAGAUGAAAUGGGCAGAGUUGUUGAUCAAACUGUUAUUAAAGUAGAAGAAAUAGAUAGUAAGACCUUAAGUCAUGCUCCAUACUGGUCAAGAGAUGUUUCUAAACUGCUAAAUCCAAAAACAGAACAUGACUGGAGACUUCUAUCAAGUCGCCUGGGUUAUAGUAAUGAUGAUAUUAGAUCCUGGUCACAACAAUCUGAUCCAUGCAUGGCUAUGUUAAAUGAAUGGUAUGCUACACGUAAAACAAGUGAAGCUAACUAUGGUGUACUCAAUAUAUUACAAGAAAUGGACAGAAUGGAUGCCGCCGUUAUUGUAGAAAAUGCCAUGAAAGCUGCAGAGCAAGUUGUGGAAGAUGAGGACUUCGACUAUCCAACACCACCUCCCAUUUUCCUUAGUUACCAAUGGGGUCAUCAGGAAGAGGUUAAAUUAUUAAGGAAGCAUUUAGAAAUGGCUGGUUAUGAUUGUUGGAUGGAUAUAGGACAGAUGGGUGGAGGUGAUAAGUUGUUUGAAAAGAUAGAUCGAGGUAUCAGAGCAGCCAAAAUCAUCAUCAGCUGUACCACUGACAAAUACGCUAAAUCUCCAAACUGUAACAGAGAGGUGAAUUUAGCAGUAAAUUUAAAGAAACCUAUUAUACCACUAUUACUGGAACAGUGUCCCUGGCCUCCAAUGGGUUCUAUGGGGCCAUUAUUUAGCGAAUAUCUGUACAUUCAGUUUUUCCAGUCCGGACCCACCGAACACACCGCGGACGAUCGUUAUUGGCCUGUGCCAAAAUUUCAGGAAUUAUUGAUGCAACUUAGUAUGAAUGGAAUAGUGCCUGACGAAAAUAAGGUCAAUAAAAUGUAUAAAAACUGGUGGAUGCCGUUGGUAGAAGAAAUUAAAAUAGAUAAAAAGAAGACGGCAAACGGUGGUCAAAAGACAGCGAAUUCCUCUAAUGAAAAUAAACAGGAUGGGAAGUCCCCCGAUGUUUUUAUUUCUUACCAGUGGGGAAAACAGAAGAAUAUUAUGUUACUGUAUAAAAGACUAACAGAAUUAGGUUAUGACUGCUGGAUGGACAUACAUCAGAUGGGUGGUGGUGACUCGCUUUAUGAUAAAAUAGAUCGUGGAGUCCGGGGGUGCAAAGUAGUCCUGUCUUGUUUGACAGAAAAGUACACCCUAUCGGCCAAUUGUCGAAGAGAAGUUAGUUUAGCAGACGCCUUAAAACGACCAAUCAUUCCCCUUCUUUUGGAAAGUAUUCCUUGGCCACCAAAGGGGCCAAUGAGUAUGGCUUUUACAGAACUGCUUUACAUCGAUUUUCAUUCGGAUCCAAAAGUUCAGGAGCAAUGGUCUGGGCCUAAAUUUGCCGAAAUGAGAGCUAAAAUUCGCGAAAUUCUUCCAGGCGAGGAUGAACAUAAUUUUAAUCAAGAUAAUCCCGAGCACUCUAAAUCAAAAGCACAAGUUAAUCAAAAUAAGGGAAGUUUUGUUAAAUCAUCGAAACCUGGAACCAAAAGCAGAGAUGCUAAACCAGCUAUUAAAUCUCAGGAAGAACACGCAAAAGCUGCUGAAAAUAGCCAACAACUGACACCGUCACUAACUAAUGAAUCAAAACCAAAGACAUCCGAGACGAAAUCGCUAGAUAAGUCAAACCCACCUUCUCCGAAACAGUCAAUGAGUCCUGCUCCUGCGAAAUCAAAAUCUUGCCAGAUCCUCUAGUAUAAAUAUAACGCAAUUUUAUGAUUAGUACAAUGUCCAUGAAACGUUAUCAGUACACAUAUCUUUGGAGACCCUUUGUUGACAAGAUAUACCAGUUCACACUGAUCCGCAGUGAAUAUUUGCUUGGCCGCGACAAUCACUGAUAAGGAUGACAUUGAUGCGGCUUAAUGAGCUAGAAAUAAUAACUUUUUUCCUGCGACAAAUUAAAUUCUAAAACAUUUUUUGUAUAUAUUGGAAAAAUAAAUAAAGGCGUUUGACGUA
Molecule: messenger RNA, 4957 nt
Organism: Patella vulgata (common limpet)
Lineage: Eukaryota; Metazoa; Mollusca; Gastropoda; Patellidae
Exons: 23
Coding region: 287-4696 (1469 amino acids)
Biological process (GO): signal transduction
Molecular function (GO): protein binding
Source: RefSeq, a predicted model, not a curated record